CGACAACUGCCUUUCUCUCGCCCUGGGACUUUUCUCCCUCUCCCAGAUUGCCUCCUGCUAUGCCCGCCGGCCAGUAAUCCUGCCGCUCCGUUGUCGUCCACCAGAGACGUCGCCAACUCUCUCUUCCCUGCGGAGAGCUCUGUCUCCGUCCAUCAUGUCUCCGUGGUUCUCUCUCCCGCAUAUUCCGUAUCCCCCCUCCAGGGAAGGAUAUUGGAGUCCCGUCACGUCGACGCUGAAUUGGUGCGAAGAGGACUACUAUGCCACCAUCUACUCCGCAGAGAUCGUCAAUACCCUGACAAAUUUGCUGUUCAUGGCUCUCGGAAUCAAGGGCUUUCUGAGCUGUCGCCAUAAUGGUCAUGACUCGAUCUUUCAGGUUGCAUACUGCGGCUAUUUACUGGUCGGAACGGGCAGCUUCCUCUUCCAUUCGACAUUGAAAUACCCCAUGCAGCUUGUUGAUGAAUUAUCCAUGAUUUACACCACGUGCUUGAUGUGCUAUGCGUCCUUCUCAUACUCCAGGCCGACGGGCACCCGCAUCUUCUUAGGCAUCUUCCUUGCCAGCUUAGCGAUCUUCAUCACCCUCUACUACCACUACCUCCAGGAUCCCUUGUUUCACCAAAACGCAUACGGCAUCUUGACGGCCAUCGUCCUCAUACGCAGUAUGUACACCAUGGAGGUUACGCUUCGUCCUCGCUGGCGCCAUUCCACUGAGGAGGACAGACUGGCGCGCGAAAAGCAGGGCCUGCCCGUCCCGACCAAAGAGCACCAGCAUUACGAGAACGUGCGGGACUUGAAGACCCUCAAGACCAUGUGGUUUAUGGUUAUCUACGGCUUGAGCGUGUUCUUGGGCGGGUUCGCUAUUUGGGGCUUGGAUAAUGUCUUCUGUUCGAAGAUCCGCGGAUGGCGCCGGGAAGUGGGUCUUCCUUGGGGUAUUCUUUUGGAAGGCCAUGGCUGGUGGCAUGUGAUGACCGGCAUUGGGGCGUACCUCUACCUCGUCUGGGGUAUCUGGCUACGCCACUGCUUGAACAAGCGCCAAGAAGAGUACCAUCUGUGGUGGCCUCAUUUCUGGAAUUUCCCCGAAAUUCUUCGCACCAGCACCUUAGGCAAGAGUGAGAAUGGCGCUGCUAAGAAGUCAAACUAGAUUGGAUCGCUACACCCUCGUUCGUUAUCACUUAGACCACUUUCAGAAGGGCAUCAAUGACCGGAGCUUUGAGCCCUCGUAUCUCAGCAUGACCGUUCGCGUGCAGGUUGAUCGAUAAACGCUUAUAGAUGCCAGUUUUGAGCCAGUCAGCCGCUUUUUAUACAUAGCCUAUAGAGAAGAGCUGAGAACAAAGAAACAAAUGUAGAUUUAUCCAUUGGGGUAUCCUGUUGAAUAUGCAGGCGUAUCACUGGC
Aspergillus ibericus CBS 121593 is the source of this 1390-nucleotide messenger RNA. Its product is annotated as ceramidase. The coding region runs from base 155 to 1138 and encodes 327 amino acids. The record is from RefSeq and is a predicted model, not a curated record. The transcript has 4 exons. Gene Ontology annotation, biological process: ceramide biosynthetic process; ceramide catabolic process. Gene Ontology annotation, cellular component: endoplasmic reticulum membrane. Lineage: Eukaryota; Fungi; Ascomycota; Eurotiomycetes; Eurotiales; Aspergillaceae.